AUGCCAUUCGACGAAAUCACAAGAAGACAUGCAAAGAACCCUGCUUUGGCUAACUUUCCUAACUUGUCGCAACACAACAAUCUAAUGGCUAAAUAUCUCACACCUGAGAUUUAUGCCAAACUGCAUGGUAAGAAGACUCCAAAUGACUGGAGCAUUGAUCAGUGUAUCCAGACUGGUGUGGACAACCCAGGACACCCUUUCAUUGCAACAGUAGGGAUGAUUGCAGGGGAUGAGGAGUCCUAUGAGACAUUCAAGGCAAUAUUUGAUCCGAUCAUCGCGGCACGUCACAAUGGUUACAAACCAACUGAUAAACAUCCCACAGAUUUGGAUUCAUCAAAGAUUCAUGGUGGAGAGUUCGACUCCAAGUACGUCCUCUCAAGUCGCGUACGGACUGGUCGCUCUAUCCGUGGACUCAGCCUGCCACCAGCCUGUGCUCGUGCCGAACGUCGUGAGGUAGAGAAUAUCUGCAAGGAUGCUCUUGGCAACCUUAGUGGUGAAUACAAGGGGAGGUACUACCCCUUGUCUAACAUGACAGACGCGGAACAAGAACAACUUAUUAAUGAUCAUUUCCUGUUCGACAAACCAGUGUCUCCCCUCCUCACCUGUGCUGGCAUGGCCCGCGACUGGCCCGACGGCCGUGGCAUCUGGCACAACGACAAGAAGAACUUCCUUGUUUGGAUCAACGAGGAGGACCACACCCGUGUCAUCUCAAUGGAGAAAGGCGGUAACAUGAGGAGAGUGUUCGACCGUUUCUGCAAUGGCCUGAAGAAUGUCGAAAAGAACAUCCAGGCUGCUGGAUGGGAGUUCAUGUGGAACGAACACCUUGGCUACAUCCUGACCUGCCCCAGCAACUUGGGAACUGGUCUCAGAGCUGGCGUUCAUGUGAAACUGCCUCUUCUCAGCCAGGACAAAAGGUUUGACAGCAUACUCGAGGGUCUGAACCUGCAGAAGCGUGGCACUGGUGGUGUGGAUACUGCGGCUGUUGGCGAUACUUUUGAUAUCUCCAACAAUGACAGGCUGGGAAAGUCUGAGGUUCAGCUAGUCCAGUCGGUCAUAGAUGGUGUCGACACCCUCAUCAAGAUGGAAAAAUCCCUAGAGAGAAAUAUGCCAAUUGAUAGUAUGGUUCGUGCCGUUAGGCAAUAG
This is a messenger RNA of Lineus longissimus, 1143 nucleotides long. RefSeq names its product creatine kinase U-type, mitochondrial-like. Gene Ontology annotation, molecular function: creatine kinase activity. The record is from RefSeq and is a predicted model, not a curated record. Bases 1 to 1143 code for a protein of 380 amino acids. Gene Ontology annotation, biological process: phosphocreatine biosynthetic process. Gene Ontology annotation, cellular component: mitochondrion. NCBI's taxonomy places the organism in Eukaryota, Metazoa, Nemertea, Pilidiophora, Heteronemertea, Lineidae. The transcript has 7 exons.